AUGGUAGACGAUAACCUGCCGCGGGGCGAGGUGAUUGGGAUCAUCAUUGGUGCUGUGGCCCUGUUUUCCUUGAUCAGCCUCAUUCCUAUUGCUAUCAUGUGGCAACAUCGGCGACGUGAUGCUUCCCGCCGUGCUAGUGAAACUGCCAACCUCACUUCAUCAAUGCAGCAGGUAUCUGUGACGAGAUGGGUCGAGGAGCAGAAUGAGCCGAGCGAAACUACACGCUACGCACAGGAUAUGUGGUAA
Messenger RNA from Penicillium pulvis, 246 nucleotides. RefSeq lists its product as uncharacterized. The transcript is spliced from 2 exons. The coding region runs from base 1 to 246 and encodes 81 amino acids. The record is from RefSeq and is a predicted model, not a curated record. NCBI's taxonomy places the organism in Eukaryota, Fungi, Ascomycota, Eurotiomycetes, Eurotiales, Aspergillaceae.